CCGACGACCUUCGCAUCCCAUCGCGCAAUCGCAAUCACCCUUCCCCAUCUCAUCCUCGACUCAUAGUCAAUUGGCAGACAGCAGCGCGGAUUACCCCUCGCAUCUGCGCUUCAGCUCUCUGACCACCCGCCUCUCCGGCGCGGCAUUGCUGGCAGCUCGCAAGGACGGAUUGGUAGCAAAGUAGAGACGCCGUCCCUCGUCUACGCCGCAUACGACGAUGUUCUUCCUCAAGCGUCUCGAGCACCCUAUUCCCUUGCACCCCUCCUACUUUGGUCCCUCGCUUCAGCAGUUCAUUGAGCAGAAGCUCAAGGACGACGUCGAAGGCACUUGCUCAGGUCAGCACGGCUACAUCGUCAAAGUCCUCCGCAUCGAUUCCAUCGGCGAGGGGAUUGUUCUCCCCGGCGAAGGCCUCGCCCAGUUCAACUCCGUAUACCAAGCUCUGGUUCUGAGGCCAUUCAAGGGCCAGGUAGUCGACGCAGUGGUCAGCAAUGUCAACAAGCUGGGCUUCUUCGCUCAGAUGGGCCCGCUACAGAUCUUUACCAGCGCCCAUUUGCUGCCUAUGAGCUACAGGUUUACGCCUGAUGCGAACCCGGCCGAGUUCUCGCCCAUGGGCGAAGGGGCUGCAGGCCAGGGAGCAAGUGUGGUCAAGGGGACGAAGGUAAGGCUGAGAAUCAUCGGUGUCAGGCUGGAUGCGACGGAAAUCGUGAGUCUUCCAGCGCGGCAGGGUGCGCGGCGGGUGAAUGUAUGCGACCGUCGUCGACUGACCGCUCCUGCCUUGCACUCAGUUCGCCAUUGGCACCAUGAAGGAGGACUUUCUGGGUCCCUUUGACUGAUAGAGCGAUGUAUUGCGCAUGCUCGUUAUCAGUCUCAUCAUACACACGUAGCAAUCGCAGCCAAGUCCCACAACAUACGGCAGGGUCGAAGAUGAGCGGCCGCGGACCCAACCGCGCCUCGUCUCGACUCGGCACUGUACACUCUUUUUCCAGCUUGUU
This is a messenger RNA of Jaminaea rosea, 992 nucleotides long. RefSeq lists its product as hypothetical. Gene Ontology annotation, molecular function: single-stranded DNA binding; translation initiation factor binding; single-stranded RNA binding. Gene Ontology annotation, cellular component: RNA polymerase II, core complex; P-body. The coding region runs from base 218 to 829 and encodes 203 amino acids. NCBI's taxonomy places the organism in Eukaryota, Fungi, Basidiomycota, Exobasidiomycetes, Microstromatales. The transcript has a single exon. The record is from RefSeq and is a predicted model, not a curated record. Gene Ontology annotation, biological process: positive regulation of translational initiation; transcription initiation at RNA polymerase II promoter; positive regulation of nuclear-transcribed mRNA poly(A) tail shortening.